AUGUCAGUUAUAAAUCUAAGUCCCCAGAAACCAGUCAUACGACCUCAGUCGUCAAAGUUCACAUAUCAUGAUCUAAACCAACUAAACGAUCGUUCCAGAUCUUACUUAUCUCGUUUGGCGGUGAUUGGCCAUUUAGAUUUGAAUGCAUUCUUUGCUCAAGUGGAACAGGUAAGAUUGAAUUUAACUAUUAAUGAUCCUGUUGUAUGUGUUCAAUGGCAAGCUGUGAUAGCCGUUAGUUAUGCAGCACGUAAGUUUGGUAUUAAGAGAAUGGAUACUAUCAAAACAGUCAAAGAGAAAUGCCCUAAUGUGGUUCUAGCACACGCAGCUGUGUAUGAGAAAGGUUCUUCCAAAUGGAAAUAUGUUGAUAAAUUACCAUUUCAAGGUCAUUGUAAGGUAAGCUUGGAUCCUUAUAGACGAGAGAGUCGUAAGAUUUUCAAAAUUCUACUGGAAAAUUGUGACUUGGUUCAAAAGGCAAGUGUUGAUGAGGGAUAUCUCGAUUUUGGUAGAUUGGUUUAUGACAAAAUACGGCAACUCGUCCCCUUCAGUGAUAACCCUGAUGAUAUACUACCUCCUAUACCUGAAGAUUUGGAAAUCGAGUAUUUUGGGAAAUUAUACAAUGUGAAUGGUGUGGAAAUCAAUGAUUGGGAUGAUGUUGCUAUUUUAAUGGCUUCCAAUUAUUUGUUCAAUUUCAGGAAACAGAUCUUCGAAAAGUUAGGGUAUACAACAUCAGGGGGUGUAAGCAGGAGUAAGAACAUGGCCAAAUUGGCUGGUGGGUUUUUGAAACCCGAUAAUCAGACUAUACUUCUCAAUAGUCAAAUACCUAAUUUCUUAAAGAACUUCGAAUUGACAGAGAUAAAUGGUUUGGGUGGGAAAUUGGGUGAACAGAUAUUAUCACAAUUCAGUGUUCCUCCAGAAUUCAAUUCUAUUGAAUAUUUGACCACCCUUCCUGAAGAAGACGUCAAAUCUUCAGAAUUUGAUCAUUUGUAUGAAAUAAUAAGAGGUGACUUCAGACAAGAAUUGAAGGAUAGAACCGAUAUUAAAUCCAUGAUGUCUAGGAAGCAGAUGAUGGGAAAUGCUCCAUUAUUGACCCUUUUUGAUUGCUUGGAUUGGUUGAAGACUUUUAGUGGAGAUUUAUGUAAUAGACUUGAAGAUCUCGAUGAAGAAUUCGGUCAAUUGACACGUCCAAAAACUAUCAGUGUUAGUGCAUUGAUACUGGGUACUAGUCAUUCAAGGCAAUUGGCUAUACCUGUCCAAAGUGAUUUAGGAAAACUACGCUUGAUCUUAGAGAAAACCAGCGUAAAGUUAUUACUUGAUUUAGUCAAGAGUUUAUUUGAUAUUGACAAAUUGAACGAUGGGAAGUAUAAAGAAAAUGCGGAAAUCAAUCGUUUUAAUAAGGUCAAAAUCCCACCUAUCAUGAAUUUUGCCAUCAUCAUAUCUUCCUUACAACGAUUAGAUAGUUCGAUUGAUAAUUUCGCUAAGAAAGAACAAGUCAAUUUGUUUGAAAAGUUCGAAAAUGAGCAGAAACUUCAACAGCAAACACCAGAAGCUCAGAAACCUCCAGAACCCAAAAAGAAAUUGGAUAAGGAAUUCAUAUCUAACCUUUUUGCCAAAUACGAACAAUCCAAAUCUGAAUCCCCAAGCCCUGAAAGGAUCGCUAAAAAACGAAUGGACACCAAAAAAAGAGUGGAAAAACCCAAGAAACACAUGGACACAAAAAGACCCAAAUACAAUAUUCUAGAGAGUUUGAAUCGUCGUUGUAAAGAAUGUGGAGAGAUUUUCAAUAAUGUUCAAGAACAUAAUGAUUUCCACACUGCGCUACAAUUAUCCAGAGAAAGCGCGGACCCCAGGAAAUAA
Messenger RNA from Yamadazyma jaroonii, 1854 nucleotides. The record is from the annotation of a GenBank genome assembly. Lineage: Eukaryota; Fungi; Ascomycota; Pichiomycetes; Serinales; Debaryomycetaceae.